ACAUUCAUACCGUAAAUAUCACGCAUUGACGAAGUCACACGCAUAGACCGAAAAUCUGAGAGCGUGUUACUAGAUCUGAACAUGGCAAACCCUAAGGUCUUCUUCGACAUGGCUAUCGGCGGUGCACCGGCCGGACGGAUCGUGAUGGAGCUGUAUGCCGACACCACCCCUCGCACCGCCGAGAACUUCCGAGCCCUCUGCACCGGCGAGAAAGGUGUCGGUAAGAGUGGCAAGCCUUUGCACUACAAGGGCUCCAGCUUCCACCGUGUGAUACCCGGCUUCAUGUGCCAGGGCGGCGACUUCACCGCCGGAAACGGCACCGGCGGCGAGUCAAUCUACGGCUCCAAGUUCGCCGACGAGAAUUUCAUCAAGAAGCACACCGGUCCCGGUAUUCUCUCCAUGGCGAAUGCCGGCCCUGGGACCAACGGAUCGCAGUUCUUCGUCUGCACGGCGAGGACCGAGUGGCUGGACGGAAAGCACGUGGUGUUCGGGCAGGUUGUGGAAGGGCUGGACGUGGUGAAGUCGAUCGAGAAGGUUGGAUCCAGUUCUGGAAGGACCUCGAAGGCGGUGACCAUCGCCGACUGCGGUCAGCUUUCUUAGACCGGCCUUGGUCUUUGAUCUCAUGAGUCAUCGACUCUCUGAUAUAUGUGAUCCGGUGUCUUUCUUUGUCCGUUUUAGUUUUCAAGAGUCACUGUGAUGUUUCUAGGUUUAUAUGUGGGGUGUAUGGUGGAUCCAUUGAACUUUUGUGUUGAGAUGGAUAACCUUUAAAUAAGAUAGGUUUUACUUCGUCUA
Molecule: messenger RNA, 792 nt
Organism: Cornus florida
Lineage: Eukaryota; Viridiplantae; Streptophyta; Magnoliopsida; Cornales; Cornaceae
Product: peptidyl-prolyl cis-trans isomerase
Exons: 1
Coding region: 82-600 (172 amino acids)
Biological process (GO): protein folding; protein peptidyl-prolyl isomerization
Cellular component (GO): plasma membrane; cytosol
Molecular function (GO): peptidyl-prolyl cis-trans isomerase activity
Source: RefSeq, a predicted model, not a curated record